GUGGGCGAAGCAACCGCGCGCAAUUGGACCCUGCGUUGUCAAGAGCGAACAUGGCACUCAUCAGGACGAUCGCCCUCGUGGCACUCCUUAUGGUGGGCGUGGCGCUGGCACAGGAGCAGACCACAGCUGCAAGUACAACCAGCGGUAGUAACGAUGCUGCGGUUCGUUGCGCCAACUCCACCGACAACACAGAAUGUCUGCGUCGGGCCGAAGUGUGCCGAGCCAUGUUCAACCGCACUCACACAUACGACCGCAUGGUACAAUCCAUUCGCGAUUGUGCUGAACAACUCAACAUAACUCUGCCCACACCAGCUCCUCUACCGGCCAACAAUAGUUCAGAUCCCGACAGGAGGUACUAUAACCAACUUAAACUUUGGUUCCGUGCAAGGCCUCAGGUGAAGCAACAGAUCUUCAGCUGUGCGCAUCAGAGUAUGUUCAACAACGACGGACUCCGAGACGCGAGUACCUGAAGACCCGCGUUGUGGUGUGGGUGGGCGAGGAAGAAACCAUCCUGGCCGGGCUGUUAAGGAGUAACAUCGACAGUUGCUCAGCGCCGUCGCGUCAGGCGUACCUAUCCUGUGUCUUCGAGGCCUGCUACACUCCUUAGGGAUGGAUCUCAAGAAGUUGCCUUAGAAAAAAAACUCCAUUUUCACCGGAAUAACAUCAAGACGAACGCUUAUAUUCGGAGACGCUUCGGACACCAUAAUUGGAGAGCUGGGCGGGCAUCAGCCAAUCGCCGUUGAGGUCUCCCGCGCCGCAGCCAAUCAUCGUCGAUCUCCCUCGCGUCGCAGCCAAUCAUCGUCGAUCUCCCUCGCGUCGCAGCCAAUCAUCGUCUCCUCGCGUCGCAGCCAAUCAUCGUCGAUCUCGCUCGCGUCGCAGCCAAUCAGAGCCGAGGUGUCAAUGUUUAUACUUUUUCCCGCCACUAUUUUUUUUCCUUAAGUCUGUCUACGCUUUAAUCAUUAUUGAAAUUCAAUUAAUUAAUAAAGGAGGUACUGCACUAACAACAAUACUUCGAUUUCCUUUAUUAUUUUCCUUGUUUUUACUUUUCAUUUCGUGGAAACGAUAAAUGUGAAUUAUCAAAA
Molecule: messenger RNA, 1082 nt
Organism: Penaeus vannamei (Pacific white shrimp)
Lineage: Eukaryota; Metazoa; Arthropoda; Malacostraca; Decapoda; Penaeidae
Source: RefSeq, a predicted model, not a curated record